AUGAGAUUGAGCUACUUCUCGUGGGCCUUGCUCUCAAUAUCAGCAUCCGCACAAGCUGAAGGCAACGGCUGGGGAGUAAUCGGCGUCAAUAAGGCGGGAUCUGGGUCUGACGAAGCUGUCCGGGUCUUUGAAGACGCUGGAUAUAGUCCCAAUGCGAGCGACGUGGUCACCUUCACCCAAAACUUCAACAACACAGCCGAAGAAUGGACUUGGCGGAUCAAUGUCAGUGAAAUUGCUGUCCCAGAUAACUCUCAAGACCUUGGUCUUGAAAGGGCAAACUUCUCAGAGGGGCUGCAUGUCGCACAUACGCAAUGGCAAUUGGUCUGGCCAGGCGAAGAAGACGAUCUCCUAUCAUUCGUAAAGUCGCGGAGCGUCGACAGUGCUAGGUUCAGCGCCUUCAUGGCAACCGUCUACUCGAACAUUACGGACCGUUUUGAAGACUCGGACGACGGAGACUGUACACCUAUGCUUGGAGAGAGGUGCGUUGAGUCGAUCCGAAACAGAGCAGUCAAUGGUGAAGAUGAAAUGGCCUGGAGUAAUUUGGAGGGCUGUGAGAGUACAUUCGAUGCCAGAGAUCAGAGUACAAGUCGCGGUAUCAGCUUUUCAAUGAAUGCAGAUGAUGAAGGGCUGGUUGAGUGGCCGCGCAAUGGUACGUUGGUGUUUGCAACAAGUGCAGCUUACGGACCUGGCGAGACGGCCGCGUACAAUCAGGCGAUUCACGCGUUGCACAUUCUUGUUAUGAACUACAAAUAUGGCCAAGGUCCAGUGGUCGGGGCUUCCAAUGCCACCGUUGUGUGUCGAGUUGUUGAAAAAGCUGCUGGGGCUGACAAUCCAGAACAAGGCCCAGGAGAGGAUUCGGCAGCAGUGAUCUGGCAGCAGUCGCUGUGGACUAUUACUGGCCUGACGACGUUAGUAACUCUCUUUGUCAUGUGGUAA
Molecule: messenger RNA, 936 nt
Organism: Plenodomus lingam JN3
Lineage: Eukaryota; Fungi; Ascomycota; Dothideomycetes; Pleosporales; Leptosphaeriaceae
Source: RefSeq, a predicted model, not a curated record